UCUCUUCUACUGCUGUUUCCUCCUUCAACUUUUUCCCGGGAAAAGGAACCUUCUCUGAACUUUCUCACAGUCCAAACACACACUUAAACACUCAUUCUGCAACUAAAUAAAAAUCCAAAUUCAAAUAUCUAAUGGCAUAUCCACUUGCAAACAUGGAGCUCAGACCACUGGGUAACACUGGGCUAAAGCUGAGCUCCGUGGGGUUCGGAGCUUCUCCUCUCGGUAGAGUUUUUGGCCCGGUUUCUGAAGAUGACGCAAUCGCCUCCGUUCGUGAGGCGUUUCGUCUGGGAAUCAAUUUUUUCGACACCUCUCCCUUUUAUGGAGGAACAUUAUCAGAGAAGAUGCUUGGUAAGGGACUUAAAGCCUUAGGAGUUCCUAGAGACCAAUACAUAGUUUCAACAAAAUGUGGAAGGUAUGUAGAGGGCUUCGAUUUUAGUGCUGAAAGAGUAACUAGGAGCAUUGAUGAGAGUUUGGAAAGGUUGCAGUUGGACUAUGUUGAUAUACUGCAAUGCCAUGACAUCGAGUUUGGGUCUCUUGACCAGAUUGUUAAUGAGACAAUUCCGGCGCUCCAGAAACUAAAAAAAACUGGGAAGAUUCGUUUUAUUGGUAUAACUGGACUCCCAUUGGAGAUUUUUACUUAUGUGCUUGAUCGGGUGCCACCUGGAGCAGUCGAUGUGAUUCUAUCAUACUGCCAUUUCAGUAUUAAUGAUACAACUCUGGAGGAUUUGCUGCCUUACUUGAAGAGCAAGGGCGUAGGUAUAAUUAGUGCUUCACCACUUGCGAUGGGGCUCCUUACCGAAAAUGGCCCUCCGGAAUGGCACCCAGCAUCUCCGGAACUAAAGUCUGCAUGCCAAGCUGCCGCUUCCCAUUGUAAAAACAAGGGAAAGAAUAUCUCCAAGUUGGCAAUGCAAUACAGUUUGUCAAACAAGGAUAUUGCUUCGGUGCUGGUCGGAAUGAACUCUGUUAGCCAGGUUAAGGAAAAUGUUGCUGCUGCAGCUGAAGUAGCAACAUUUGGGAAGGAUCCAGAAACAUUAGCUGAGAUUGAAGCAAUUCUGAGCCCUGUGAAGAACCAAACUUGGCCCAGUGGAACUCAACAGAGUUGAUUUUUCUGCCGUCUCCAUGAUUGUGUUCCGACUUCCGUGAUCAUAUUCGACAUGUACCAUUCAAGAUUUGAAUUGUAUAAUUUGUGCAGAAGGAUCUAAGAUUAAUAAAUUGUAUAAUUUGGGCAAUCUUCUCAUGAGGUAUCAAUUGACUCGAGAUUUUCAAUUAUUUUUCCGUUAUCAAAGUGCAUUUGAAUCACAA
Mercurialis annua (annual mercury) is the source of this 1302-nucleotide messenger RNA. Its product is annotated as L-galactose dehydrogenase. Gene Ontology annotation, molecular function: L-galactose dehydrogenase activity. The transcript has 5 exons. Gene Ontology annotation, cellular component: cytosol. Bases 132 to 1103 code for a protein of 323 amino acids. The record is from RefSeq and is a predicted model, not a curated record. NCBI's taxonomy places the organism in Eukaryota, Viridiplantae, Streptophyta, Magnoliopsida, Malpighiales, Euphorbiaceae. Gene Ontology annotation, biological process: L-ascorbic acid biosynthetic process.